Messenger RNA from Chiroxiphia lanceolata (lance-tailed manakin), 1950 nucleotides. Its product is annotated as Ig-like V-type domain-containing protein FAM187A. The transcript is spliced from 2 exons. The record is from RefSeq and is a predicted model, not a curated record. NCBI's taxonomy places the organism in Eukaryota, Metazoa, Chordata, Aves, Passeriformes, Pipridae.
AUCACACAUUGAGCACUGUCUCCAGCACGUGACAUAGCCCAGGACUGGAAGUUCAGGAAACUGCUGUGUCUCCCAUCACGGAGCUGCUCCGACAGUCCCACUCCCACCCCCCAGGCUGACACUGCUGGGACCGAAGCCCCUUUGCCAUGGUGGCUCCAGUGACACGAGGGGGCCCUGUUUGGCUCCACACAUCCCACUCUCACAGUCAGACCAGGUUCCUCAUCAGCUCAGCCCCAGGUUCCCUUUAAGGAACUAGAGGGUAGAGCCCACCCUCAGCACCCUGGCAGGUGACACGACAAAAGGAUAGGGACAACCAGGGUGACCUGGAAAAGCUUGAGAAGUAGGACCACAGGAACUUGAUGAAGUUCACCAAGGCCAAGUGGAGGGGGCUGCACUUGGGUCGAGGCAAUCCCAGGCAUCAGCACAGACUGGGAGAAGGGCUGAGAGCAGCCCUGCAGAGAAGGACUUUGGGGGUUUUGGUGGAGGAAAUGCUGGACAUGAGCCAACAAUGAGCGCUGGCAGCACUGAAGGCCAAGUGCAUCCUUGGGGUGCAUCAAAAGAGGGGUGGCCAGGGGGGUGAGGGAGGGGAUGGUCAUCCUCUACUCUGGGGGGUUAGGAUGAGAUCAUCUUUAGGGUCCUGUCCAACCUAAGUCAUUCUGUGACCCUGUGAUUCCAUAAGAUGGCAGCAGUUCCAUUGUUCCCAUCACAGCCCCAUCAUGUCCAGGGACACAGGUGACAGUUCUCCAGAGCUGCUGAGGGUAGGAAGGUUCCAGAGCGGGUGUCACAGAGGCCAGGCUGUCCCAGGGCAGGGGGGUCGCUCCCAGCACAUCUCUGGCUGGGCUGGGUGAGUUCUGCUGGGGCAGAGCCGGCCCGGAGCAAUGGGGCCGAGCCUGCUGGGAGCCACCAUCCUCCUCUGCCUGGUUGGUGUCUUCCAGGCCUUUGCCAUUGAGAAGAAAGGGGAUGUGUUCAAGAAGAUGGCAUGUCCCACCUUCCUGACAUUUGAGAACGUCGCCUACUUGGCAGACAUGACCUUCGAGCUGCCCUGCAAGUGCAAACCUGAGGAGGUCUCUUCUGUCGUCUGGUACUUCCAGAAGAACCUGCGCGGCCGCAAGACCACGGUGCUGACGGACUUCAUCGGCACCAUGGUGCUGGACUCCAGCCAUGUCCCCGCAGGCAGCAACCUGCUGAAGCGCUUCAGCAUCCACAUGUUCAGCCUCAUCAUGUUCCGGGCCCAGGUGAGGGAUUCUGGGCACUACCUGUGCGGCUCCAAGGAAGGGCGCUUCCCGCGCCUCCACGGCCCUGAGGUGGCUGUCCAGAGCUGCUUGGCGCUGUGCCUGCCCAAGGAGAAUAUUGGGGAGAAGCCCGUGUCCCCAUCCCAAACUGACCUGGUGAUCAUGUGCCCGGGGGCCCGCCCGGAGCACACCGUGGGCUGGGACAAGGACUCGGUCCGGCUCUACCGCUCCCAGUACCUCGUGGGUGUUGGGAAGGGCAUGAGGGUCUUCUUCGACCUCGGGAACCACUUGCACAUCCUGCGGGUGCGCAGGAGCGACAGGGGCACCUACUUCUGCUGAAGGGACGGCGAGAUGAUGGCGGGAUUCUGGCUCAGCAUCACCUUCCCGGCUCAGCACCGGCGCGACCCCGAGUCCAUCUUCAUCAUGAAGGCCGUGGGCAUCAGCUUCGCCGUCAUCACCAGCAUCUUCUUCCUCGCCCACCUGGGCCACUGCUGCUGGUGGGCGCUCAGGAAACUGGCCAGGUUGUAGCGUCUCCCCUGCAGGGCACUUGGAUGCCUCGGAUCAUCCUCCUGUUGGAAAUCUCCGAUGUUCUGACUGUUUUUUCUUUGCUUUCGACUUUUCAAAGGAAAAAUAUUUUUCAAAUUAACCUGGUGAUUAAACAUCUCUGGUUCUGGGGCUGUUUUGAACUCGCCCAACUCAGCACAGAGUUGGGAGUCAA